AUGGAAAUAUUGGACAAAAUGGGGAAUGAGGAAGCAUUGGAGUUUGAUGGUUCAGCCUCCUCUGCAGCACUGGCCAACUCCAGCAUGGAUUCUGUCAUCAACAUCACCAAUAUUACCUUCUUUCCCUAUUACCAGCACACCAUGUACGUGGCAGCCACCUACAUCCUGGCCUAUUUCUUCAUCUUUAUGCUGUGCAUGGUGGGAAACCUCCUGGUGUGUCUAAUUGUGCUGGAGAACCGCAGGAUGAGGACAGUAACCAACCUGUUUAUUUUGAACCUGGCCAUCUCAGACCUGCUGGUGGGCAUCUUCUGUGUGCCCACUACUCUGGUGGACAACCUCAUCACAGGCUGGCCCUUCUCCAGCUCCGUGUGUAAAAUGAGCGGGUUUGUGCAGGGUGUCUCUGUGUCCGCCUCGGUCUUCACACUGGUGGCCAUUGCUAUUGAGAGGUUUCGUUGCAUAGUGUACCCUUUGCUGCCCAAACCCAGCAUCGUGAUCUCCAAAGUGGCCAUAGUCCUGAUAUGGGUCCUCGCUGUGGCCAUCAUGAGUCCUACGGCGAUGGCUCUGACUGUGGAGCGGGUCCCAAACCACUACAUGAUCCACAACAACGACUUCAACCACACCUUCCCCCUUUACUCCUGUUACGAGAACUUCACCAACCCCAAGAUGAGGAAAGUCUACACCGCUGUUCUCUUCACACACAUAUACUUGCUACCUCUAACCUUCAUCACACUAAUGUACGGUAGCAUUGGAGUGAAGUUGUACUCUUCUGUCGUGGCUAACCGUGAGCCACAGCUAGCUAACCGCACUGCCCAGGUCCGCUGCAGGCGAAAUGGACAACAUAUGAUCUCUCAGAAGAAAAUUCGAGUAAUCAAAAUGCUAAUAGUUGUGGCGCUGCUCUUUCUUCUGUCUUGGUUGCCGCUUUGGACUUUACUCAUGAUGGCUGAUUAUGCCGGAUUAGACAGGGACCAAUUAGAUUUGCUAACCAGCUAUAUUUUCCCCUUUGCCCACUGGUUAGCUUUCUCCAACUCAAGUGUUAACCCCAUUAUUUACGGCUACUAUAACGAAAACUUCAAAAGGGGUUUUCAAGCUAUAUGCAAGUCCAAAUCGUUUUGUUGCUGGGUACAGUGUGGGGUUUGUGGGCUGUGGAAGAGAGUGGGAUGUUGGGGCAGGAAGAAGAAGAACAACAAAAAAGCUAACGGAGGGAGCAGCAACUCGAAAGAUGGAAUGCACAAUCACCUCGUUAUGGGCAUAAGGAACAGGGUGCACAAUGACCAUAAGCUAACAGACUUUGUGGAAUCCAACAAGAGUGAGCAGGUGGAGUGCGUAGUGGUCCAUUCAGACAAAAGCAGUUUGGAGGUGGGAGCUGAGAACAAACAAUUCACAGUCAACAGUCAAGAAGCAACAGACAGAAGGAGCUCACCGGGGCUGUCCGUCUAUCAGGCCUGGGACAACUAA
This is a messenger RNA of Periophthalmus magnuspinnatus, 1455 nucleotides long. RefSeq names its product neuropeptide FF receptor 1-like. Gene Ontology annotation, biological process: G protein-coupled receptor signaling pathway. NCBI's taxonomy places the organism in Eukaryota, Metazoa, Chordata, Actinopteri, Gobiiformes, Gobiidae. The transcript is spliced from 3 exons. Gene Ontology annotation, cellular component: membrane. The coding region runs from base 1 to 1455 and encodes 484 amino acids. Gene Ontology annotation, molecular function: neuropeptide receptor activity; peptide binding. The record is from RefSeq and is a predicted model, not a curated record.